Messenger RNA from Acanthosepion pharaonis, 1107 nucleotides. Lineage: Eukaryota; Metazoa; Mollusca; Cephalopoda; Sepiida; Sepiidae. The record is from the annotation of a GenBank genome assembly.
AUGGUUUGUAUACCUGUCCAAAUUCGACCAAAUUCUAUCUAUCUAUCUAUCUAUCUAUCCCAGUCUGUUCAUAUCUAUGUAUCUAUCUCAUUUAUCUUCGUCGACUUUGAGAAAAAAGUUUUGAAUAAUUCUUACGUUCUCAUUGUUCUUCUGCUGAUAUUUUUCGUGUAUUGCAUCUUGGCGCUUAUGGUCAGACGACUGGACAAGAAAGACCAGAUCUAUUGGUCGUAUCUACCGCUCUCCGACGACAGAAGCUCUGAUCCUUACCAAUAUUUGAUUUGGGUUCAAACGGGCGUGCGGUCAUCGCGGGUCAUGUAUUCGUUCCCGUGUCACGACUGGUUCUCUUUCGAUAAAGGCGACGGAUCCAUCAUUCGACAAUUAGAGCCCAAUUCAAAUCAAUGCGACAAUUUAUUCGAUAAUCUAAAAUCGCGGAUCUUCACCGAUUUGUUUGAUGACCACCUUUAUGUUUCGGUCGUGAAGCGCCCGUGUUCAAGUCCCUUCACUCGAGUUCAAAGGUUAUCAACUAUCGUCGCUGUCUUGUACCUGUCUCUUGUCAGUAGCGCCAUGUACUACAAACCCACCGACAAGAUCCCGUCAAGAGCUCUCACCUUGGGACCCUUCACUCUUACUUCCAAAGAGAUUGUUGUCGGACUAAUUAGUUCCGUCAUUAUGGUCUUACCAACAUCAAUCAUCAUCAAUUUGUUUAAAUGGCGUAAGGUUAAUAGUGAAGAGUCAGAUAGCUGUGGAAGCUCACUGACUCUCGCUGAGCGACUGAAACGUUUUCGUCUGCCUUGGUGGUCAAUGUCCUUGGCUUAUCUUCUUAUUUUUCUCAGUAUCAGUGUUUCUGCCUACUUCACGUUCAUGUAUUCCAUCGUGUGGGGAAAGGAACUAGCGUUGAGAUGGUUACUCUCCAUCACCUUCAGCAUGACAGGGUCGAUUAUAUUUAUACAACCACUCAAACCGGUCCUCGGCUUCUUCCGUAAGCUUAUUGUCUUCCGGCCGUUGCAAGCAAUGCAGUCCAUACUGACUACUGGAGUGGGGAAGGGAUGCGAAAGUGUAAUAGCACCGGAACUUUUUCACCUGACUGCAGUUCGAGCAGGAUCUUAA